Messenger RNA from Boeremia exigua, 2242 nucleotides. RefSeq lists its product as uncharacterized. The record is from RefSeq and is a predicted model, not a curated record. Lineage: Eukaryota; Fungi; Ascomycota; Dothideomycetes; Pleosporales; Didymellaceae. Bases 285 to 2204 code for a protein of 639 amino acids. The transcript has a single exon.
CCGUUCCGACCCAGGUUACACAAGUCACCUCCGCGUUCAAUGACGUUGCGCCGGACCGUCUGUGCUUCACAACGCGUCUCGCCAGCUGCGUGACGGAUUUACCGACCGAAAGAGAGAGAACCGCACAUUGUGGAGUGAAAGUGGAGCGCCUGAGGUCCUGUCUCUGGCCUUGACACUGUGUGAAACAAGAGUGGCUCGCAACUACUAGUUGUUCCUACGCACGACCCACGCCCUCCCUCGGACAUAUUCUUACCAACCCACUUAUUACACCAUCUACAUACGAUAUGGCCACCCCGCCGUUAUUGCGGGGGUCGUCCCUCGACCACACCAUUAGGGCCGCUACACCCGAAUCCGCACCUGCAUUUAAGCGAUCAGCAACCUCUAUGAGCAUCCCAAAGUCUAAGUGCUUGCGCAAUGUACUGGAGGCUCGACGUGCCCAGAAUACGUCUGCUCAAAAUUUGCCUCAGCUGGCCGCGAUUGACGCUCUGCCUCAACGUCUCGCAACGCCAUCAGCGCCCCACACCCCAAUCGCUUCUCCAGAUGCGUUCGACGAAUUCGAUCUCCCCGAGGAGAUCAUGACACCAGAAUCUCCCAUCCGUAAGACGCGGCCGCAUGAGAAGAUAGACACGCCCCCACGCGGCAGGACAAAUCAAGAGCUAAGUGCGGAGGUUGAAAAGCUGAGGAAUGAGCUAUUCAAGCAGAACAUCCGAGUGGAGCUGUUGAACAAAAGCAAUCAUGAGCUGCAAGCUAAAUGGGUAAAAGCUAGAGAAGAGGCAGAACAGCUUAAGCCGCUGGCGGAAGAGAACUACGAGCUUUGUGCUGAGAACAAGAAGCUGACAGAGAGGCUGAUUGCUGCUCAAGAUGAUAUAGACCAUAUCGACGAGAUCAGCGACGAGUUUGACAAGCUAUACCUCGAGAACGAAGCAGUGGGACAAGUAAACGAAGCCUUGAAGAAAGAAGUGGUCAACCUCACCAAUAUUAAUGAAGAGGCUGUCACGAACCUCCAAGAAAUGGAGGAGGCUCUUGACGAGGCUGUGGAGAUGAUCACAGACCUAGAAGGCGAGAAAAUGCAACUCAACAUCGAAGUUGAUGAUCUCAAAAGUAGGGUCGCAGCGAUUGAGACGAAGCAGGUUGAUGGGAGUGGAUAUCCUCUGCGCGUUCACAGUAUUGAUGAACAGCGGCCCGCGACUAGCUACGAUGACUCGGAUUACUAUAGCCAGCCAGCCACGCCUCGCGCAGAAGUUGUUAGAGACGAGCAGUCCAUUCGCUCCGAGGUGUCGGUUCGUUCGAAGCAGUUCAUCGAACUGUCUAAGGAGCGUGCACGCUCAGGGCGCAUCUUCAGGAAGCGGAUGUCAGAUGUGUCACUGAGGGCAGCCAAUCUAGUGUCUGCGAGACAUGCUCCUGAAAUCCCGUACAUACCCGAGGAGUAUGCUCAAGUCACACCUCGAAUGAUCGACGAACGUUUCAGAGAGCGGAGAUACUGUCAUGAGCCAGGUGUUGAGCAUUUCAUUGCUAGGUCAGGCGCAGAGACGCGCCGGCCUGCAACAGUCUCUCCGACACAGUCACAGCAGCCGUUCGCGCUUCGCAGCCUGCGUCAACCCGAACAAACACGUCAACCAGGCACAUCGCGACCGUCAUCAAGUUACGUCCCGGGCCCAAAUAAGAGCUCACGACCUCGACCUCGCACGCACUCUCUUGCCGAGCACUAUCCAGCACCACCACCGCGUAUGAGCAGCCGUCAUGCACAUACGACUAGCGAAGACCGUCCGCGACUACAAACCUCUGAGGAAACGCUCAAAUCUAAUACAGCGAGCGGUACACUUGUAGGGUCAGAAGAGCAAGAGCAAAAGCAAGAGCAAGUACUAACCACAUGGGUUUCUGCAAAUCCCCGUACUUCAACGGUAUCGUUACUGACAUCCCCUCGCAUAGAUGGGCCAGACACAGAGCGCUGGUGGAAAGACACCGAAAAAGUGAAACCGCUGCGAGCAAGAGCGACGAUGAGGACGCUCAGGAUAGGUGUCUCCUCAGACGGAGACGGCUUGGGUUCAGGAACCUUCGCCGCUAGGGCGGCAGGCAUCAGGACAAGUCCUUCUACGCCGGCCACUGAAAGGCCUGAGUCAGACUUUCUUUUCAACCCUCGGGAAAACGAGGAUCAGUUCAUGAGGAAGGCUAUCAUGAGGCUCAAGGGAAGUAUGCGGAGAUGAUGACGACUUGAAUGACUGUACGUUUUAUGAUUUCUUUU